ACGUGUGUUAUCCCAUCCAUUCCAUCAACACAGCCCUUACACGGGGACGGAGGAGGAGGACAGUUGCUGUGUGACAGUAGAAAAAGCAUGGAUGAUGCUAUCCUGAAGGGAUCACAUAGAUGCUGUCACUUGACUGGUUUGAAAUGGGUUUGAUAUUUUUACAAAGAAAAACAGUAUAUUUUUUAACCAAUCCAUUCACGUACCUAGAGACUGUUGAUGUUACUGUUUUGCAAAAGAAAAUGUCAACUUCAAGUAGUCUUUCAAAAAGAACAGCAGUCUGGUAAAAUCGAAAUAUAAAAGGAAAAUAAUUUCGGAGAUCGCAUCGUGUAAACUAAUCAUAAUGUAUCCAUGAGGACCAGAAGAUGCUCGAAUUUCUCUACCUCCCGGGUGCAUUUUCCGUGGUCGUGGACCCUCUUCAACUGCCAUCCGCGGGGGUCGCUUCCCUUUCCGCCCCUCUUAUGUAAUCAAUGAAUAAGACGAAUGUUUCAAGCCAGGGUUCAUUUUUUUUAUCGGAAGACAUCCACCACCAGUGUGAUACAGUCGGGGCUGCACGGACAAUGUGCAGCAGAUGUUCUAUCUUAAACAAGACGUGUGUUUACGAUGAUGGGACCGCGGACACCGACAGAGACAGACGCAACCAUGAGCCCGCUGCGUCGAUCCUCGAGAUCCCAUGGUGACAGGUCUGACUCCACGGAGACCCUCCAGAAGAACAACAGCAGCAACAGUGGAGUUAUUCUGGACAUCUCAGCCCUCAAGUUGGAGGUGGACUCUGAGGUCCCUCCUCUACCGCCCCGCUACCGCUUCAGGGACCUGCUGCUGGGGGACCAGUCCUUUCAGAAUGACGACAGGGUUCAGGUGGAGUUCUAUGUGAAUGAAAACACCUUCAAGGAGAGGCUCAAGCUGUUCUUCAUCAAAAACCAAAGGUCAAGCCUGAGGAUCCGUCUGUUUAACUUCUCCUUGAAGCUGUUGACGUGUGCCCUAUACGUCCUCAGAGUGUCUCUGGACGAUCCCGAACAGGUCACUGGUGUAUGUGUGAACUGUCAGAACCGAACAAGCACCACAGCAGAAUCUACAGAAAGCACCGAAAUCAACUGGGAUCUGAUUUUCUGGGUGAACAGAAGGGUUCCUGUAUGGGCGAUACAGGUGAUCGUGGCCUUAAUCAGUUUCCUGGAAGCCAUGCUCCUUACAUAUCUCAGCUACAAAGGAAACAUCUGGGAGCAGAUGUUCCAGAUCUCCUUCAUCCUGGAGAUGAUCAAUACCGUGCCGUUUAUAAUCACUAUCUUCUGGCCUCCAUUGAGAAACAUCUUCAUCCCAGUGUUUCUCAACUGCUGGUUAGCCAAGUGUGCCCUGGAGAAUAUGAUUAAUGAUCUCCAUCGUGCCAUUCAGAGGACCCACUCGGCCAUGUUCAACCAGGUUCUCAUCCUCAUCUGCACCCUACUCUGUCUGGUCUUCACUGGGGCGUGUGGUAUCCAGCAUCUUGAGAGAGCAUCCAAUCAGAACCUGACUCUGUUCAACUCUCUGUAUUUCUGCAUCGUCACCUUCUCUACCGUGGGCUACGGUGACGUCACACCUCAUAUCUGGCCCUCUCAGCUGCUGGUGGUUAUUCUCAUCUGUGUGGCUCUCGUGGUCCUCCCGCUACAGGACUACUAUGUGGUGAUCCUGUGCCCUACGGAGAUGGACAUCCAGGUGCGUCGUGUCCUCCAGAUCCCCCUGUGGUCCCAGAGGGUCAUCUAUCUCCAGGGCUCAGCGCUCAAAGACACAGACCUCAUGAGGGCCAAGAUGGAUGAUGCAGAAGCCUGUUUUAUCCUGAGCAGUAGGAAUGAGGUGGACCGCACUGCGGCUGACCACCAGACCAUCCUCAGAGCCUGGGCUGUAAAGGACUUUGCCCCAAACUGCCCCCUGUAUGUCCAGAUCCUCAAACCAGAGAACAAAUUCCAUGUGAAGUUUGCUGAUCACGUAGUCUGUGAGGAGGAAUUCAAGUUCGCCAUGCUGGCCCUGAACUGUGUGUGUCCAGCCACAUCCACACUGGUCACACUCCUGGUGCACACUUCCAGAGGACAGGAAGGCCAGCUGUCUCCAGAACAGUGGCAGAGGACGUACGGCCGGUGCUCGGGGAACGAGGUCUACCAUAUCCGCCUCUGUGACAGCAAGUUCUUUGGGGAGUAUGAUGGGAAGAGUUUCACAUAUGCCUCCUUCCACGCACACAAGAAGUAUGGUGUGUGUCUGAUCGGGGUGAAGAGGGAGGACAACAAGAGCAUCCUGCUGAACCCUGGUCCUCGCCACAUCAUGGCUGCCCCAGACACCUGCUACUACAUCAACAUCACCAAGGAGGAGAACAGCGCCUUCAUCUUUAAACAGGAGGAGAAGGACAACAAGGGCCUGCCGGUGGCCGGGCUGUACGAUGCCCCCUCCAGGCUGCCUGUACACAGCAUCAUCGCCAGUAUGGGGACGGUCGCCAUGGACCUCCAGAACCCGACGGACCCCCCAGAGGACAGCAGCAAGCUGACCCUGCCCACAGAGAAUGGGUCUGGAAGCAGACGGCCCAGCAUCGCCCCCGUCUUGGAGAUCGCUGACUCCUCCUCCAUCCUGCCCUGCGACCUGCUCAGUGACCAAUCAGAGGACGAAACCAACCAAUCAGACGAGGAGAGCUCGUCGGUGUCCGAUUUUGUGAAAGGAUAUCCUCCCAACUCGCCCUACAUUGGCAGCUCUCCAACCCUGUGCCAUCUCUUACCCCAGAAAGCCUCGUUCUGCUGCCUUCGUCUGGACAAGGGUUGCAGGCACAACAGUUUUGAGGAUGCCAAGGCCUAUGGUUUUAAGAACAAGCUGAUCAUAGUAUCUGCAGAGAUGGCAGGGAACGGCCUCUAUAACUUCAUCGUCCCUCUGCGGGCCUACUACCGCCCCAGGAAAGAGCUCAACCCUAUCGUCCUGCUAUUAGACUACCCGCCUGACAACCACUUCCUAGAAGCCAUCUGCUGUUUCCCAAUGGUCUACUUCAUGGCCGGAACUAUAGAUAACCUGGACAAUCUUCUGCAGUGUGGCAUCAUCUAUGCUGAUAACCUGGUGGUAGUGGACAAGGAGAGCACCAUGAGUGCUGAGGAGGACUAUAUGGCAGACGCCAAAACCAUAGUCAACGUACAGACCAUGUUCAGGCUGUUCCCCAGUCUUAGUAUCAUCACUGAGCUGACCCACCCCUCCAACAUGAGAUUUAUGCAGUUCAGAGCUAAGGACUGCUAUUCUCUGGCUCUCUCCAAACUAGAGAAGAUAGAGCGUGAUAAGGGUUCCAACCUGGCCUUCAUGUUCCGUCUGCCGUUCGCUGCAGGCAGAGUGUUCAGUAUCAGUAUGCUGGAUACGCUGCUCUACCAGUCAUUUGUGAAGGACUAUAUGAUUCCCAUAGCAAGACUUCUACUAGGCCUGGACACCACACCAGGGUCAGGUUACCUGUGUGCAAUGAAGGUGACAGAGGAGGACCUGUGGAUCAGGACGUACGGCAGGUUGUUCCAGAAGCUGUGUUCCUCCAGUGCUGAGAUUCCUAUAGGCAUCUACCGUACAGAGUCUCACAUGUUCCCCUCUUCUGAGUCUCAAGUCUCCAUCAAUGUAGAGGACACCGGCGGUGACGAUCAGAGGGACAACAGAAGCGAGUCAUGGAAGGAGAAGACCAGAACACACCGGAUGUCCACCACCAGCGAAUCAGAACACCCGUUACUGAGGAAGAAGAGCCUCCAGUGGGCGCGGCGUCUGAGCCGUAAGAACACCAAACCUCCAAGCCGCACCGAGCGGUUCUCACAGCAGCGCCUCAACCUGUACCGGCGCUCAGAGAGACAGGAGCUGUCUGAGCUGGUUAAGAACCGCAUGAAGCACCUGGGACUGCCCACUGUCGGAUAUGAUGAGAUGAACGACCACCAGAACACUCUUUCCUACGUUCUCAUCAACCCCCCUCCAGACACCAUGCUGGAGCUCAAUGACAUUGUGUACAUUAUCCGGUCUGACCCUCUGGCGGGCCCUAACGUGCCAGAGGAUCCAGCCCAAGGGCAGAGCAGCGGUGGCGGCCGGAUGAGGCAAGACUUUGGCACUGAGACCAGGGACGAGACCCACCUCUGAAACUCCCUCACCUCCCUCACCUCACCCCGAUUGCCAACCCCCGGCACAAUAUAUAUACACACACACACACACACACACACACACACACACACACACACACACACACACACACACACACACACACACACACACACACACACACACACACACA
This is a messenger RNA of Oncorhynchus keta (chum salmon), 4249 nucleotides long. RefSeq names its product potassium channel subfamily T member 1-like. NCBI's taxonomy places the organism in Eukaryota, Metazoa, Chordata, Actinopteri, Salmoniformes, Salmonidae. The record is from RefSeq and is a predicted model, not a curated record. Gene Ontology annotation, molecular function: intracellular sodium-activated potassium channel activity. Gene Ontology annotation, cellular component: membrane. The transcript is spliced from 30 exons. Gene Ontology annotation, biological process: potassium ion transport. The coding region runs from base 601 to 4098 and encodes 1165 amino acids.